Molecule: messenger RNA, 3638 nt
Organism: Anastrepha obliqua
Lineage: Eukaryota; Metazoa; Arthropoda; Insecta; Diptera; Tephritidae
Gene: Dna2
Product: DNA replication ATP-dependent helicase/nuclease DNA2
Exons: 5
Coding region: 114-3515 (1133 amino acids)
Biological process (GO): replication fork reversal
Cellular component (GO): cytoplasm
Molecular function (GO): single-stranded DNA helicase activity; 5'-flap endonuclease activity
Source: RefSeq, a predicted model, not a curated record
GCUUGCAGUGUGCGUGAGCUCUAAAAACAGCGGAUGUUGAAAAGUGGCGGGAAACACUUGAAAACACUUAUGUUUAUAAUUAUAAAAUUUGUUCGGUUGCCUAAAAGAAAGUUAUGAGUAAAUUGAAAAGGAUUGUUUCGCCAAUGAAAGAACAAAUUACGACACCUACAAAAAAGGUGAAAAUUGGUGUUAAUGAGUUUGAGGCGAACCACACAAAUCUUGCAGAAAUCUUUGGUGCUGAUGAUGACUUCGAAGAAAUAAUAAAUGCCAAACAAUUGUCCGCGAAGCAAAAUCCUUUAGACCUUAGUAAAUGGCAGCGUUGCGUUGUAGUGGAAGCGAGACGUAUACCCCUUACAUUCGACAUAUUGCUACAAGUCUGCUUAGCUCUGGAUCAAGAGCAGGAAUACAGUGAGAAGGAAAACAGUGUGGGGUCGACGCAGUGCCGUCUUCAACAGCAGUGGAGCCAAACAAAAGUAAAUGCAGGCGAUAUUGUUUCGUUACUUGCUGCCUGGAACGAUGAACUAAAAUCCUACGUAGUAAACAAUGAGUAUGGAUACAUUGUCGUUAGCCCCGAUAUUCUAAUAUCUAGUACAAGCGUAGUAGGCUCCCUCUUCUGCCGACGAAAAGCCGUUUUGCAAGAUAGGUUUAAGGGAAUCGAUGCCAAUAGCAAAGUGAUGGUCGUAGGAUCGAUUGUGCAUGAAAUGUUGCAACUAGUGCUUCAAAAAGGGUUAACGAGCUCUAAAGACAUUGAACUUGCUGCAGGAAUGCUAUUAAACUCCCCUGAAACGGCGUACGAACUUUAUAGUAACUCAAUGACUCGUGAUGAAUUAGGCUUCGAGUUAGAAAAGUUUGUGCCAAAAGUAAUAAGCUUCGUAGAACGAUAUAUUAAAGGAAAUACCACAACAGCGUGUCUUAAGGAGAAUUUUCAAGGAACUAUUCACGAAAUACAAGAUAUUGAAGAAAAUGUUUGGGCACCGCAACUGGGUUUGAAAGGUAGAGUAGAUGUAACGGUACGCCUUAAACAGCGGAGACAUGAAAUGGUAUCAAAUGUCGUACCGUUGGAAUUAAAAACUGGUCGAGCCAGUUUUUCCAUGGAGCACAAGGGUCAGGUUAUAUUAUAUCAAAUGAUGCUCUCAGCUAUUGGGCGUGAAACGAAUUCCAGCCUUCUACUUUAUUUGAGAGAAUGUAUAAUGCGUGAAUUGCGUGGCACACGAAACGAACAACGAGAUCUUAUAAUGUUGCGUAAUGACUUCGCACACUAUAUUUUGUGCUCAAGUCCUAUGGCUGCUGCUGCUGGUACACCUCUCACGUUGCCUAAAGAUGGAAAAUUUGUUCAGCCACUAAAAUUACCCGAUCCUAUUUCACAUCACAGCGCUUGUGGUAAUUGUGAAUAUGCAACAAUUUGCUGCACCUUCGCAAAAACUGAUCCUGAGCUUCAAUUGAGGAGUGCACAUCCAUUGAAAGGUGUUAUGCAGACAGUAACGGAGCAUUUACAAGCGGAAGAUUACAAAUACUUUAUGCACUGGUGUAGUUUGCUUGCAUUGGAGGAACAAGAAAUGAGGAAAUCAAGCAAUUUCCGCACAUUGUGGACAAAUACGCCAGAACAACGUCAGGAAAAGGGUAUCGCAAUUAUAGCAAUGCGACUGAGUGCGGUUUCUAAUGAGGGAUCUUUAUAUCUGCAUAAGUUAAUUUUUCGGUUGGCUGAUGAAAAUAACCAAUUAGAUUUGCUUUUGAGCGGAUUCUCUAUUGGCGAAUAUGUGAUUAUCAGCACGAGCAGACGGUUGGCAGUCGGAGCCGGUUCCAUUGUCGACAUAUCAAGUACUCAUGUUACCAUAAGUCUGGAUCUUAAUUUAAGCAAAAACUAUGCAAGCGAAACAUUUAUAAUUGAUAAGCAUGAGUCCCAAUCCGGCAACGCAUUCAAUUUUACGAAUGUUAGCUUGCUUUUGGAUAAUAGAGAUCGUGCGAAAAUAUUGCGGGAAAUCGUAGUACAUCGCAUGCCACCUACUUUCCAGAAAAAUCUACCAAAGAUCGUUGCAACUAAGGGUGCAUCUAUACUUAAACAAUUGAAUAAGGUGCAACGAUCUGCAGUUCUUAAGGCGCUAACUGCAGAAAGCUACAUGCUAAUCAAAGGACUGCCCGGAACCGGUAAAACGCAAACGUUAGUGGCUAUUGUGCGACUAUUGCAUUUAAUGGGUAAAUCGGUUCUUGUGACCAGUCAUACACAUUCAGCAGUAGACAAUUUAUUGGUGCGCUUAAAGCCGCAUAAGAUUCCAAUGCUGCGUUUAGGUUCAGGUACCCGUAUCAAUGCAGAAUUACAGGAGUUUGGGGAGAGAAUUCUUCUUACAGGCUGUAAUACCGUGGAGACAAUAACAGAAAAGUAUAACUCGUUUAGUAUUGUUGGCGUCACUUGCCUUGGUUCAUCACAUCCACUAUUCCUACAUCGAAAAUUUGAUUUUUGUAUAGUUGAUGAAGCAACGCAAAUAAUGCAACCAACAACACUGCGCCCGCUCUUUUAUUCCGAUAAAUUCAUAUUAGUAGGCGACCCAGAUCAAUUGCCGCCCUUGAUACGGUCAAAGGAAGCGCGCCGACUUGGCGCUGAUGAAUCACUUUUUGAACGACUUGACACAACAGCAGCAACAUCAAUACUAACACUGCAAUAUCGUAUGAAUAAAGCUAUAACUCGUUUGGCGAAUGAACUUACCUACAAUGGUGCGUUACAAUGUGCUUCUAAAGAGGUGGAGCUUAAUAAUUUCCAAUUGAAUUUGCCGCAUGUCUUCAAAGUCGAAAAAUGGGUGAUGCGAGCCUUCCAAACACACAUCGAUCAAUCCGUAUUUCUGUUGGAUACGAAAGACUGCAGUGAGCGUUUGCUCGAGUACGCAAAGCGUAGGCAGAAAGGCUCUCUUGUUGCCAUAUCGGACAACAUUUCUGAAAAUGAUGUAGUGAAAGAAUGCACCAAGUCACCUGCCUUUAGCGGACAAAAAAUUGGUAAAAGCAAACGCAUUUCAAAGUACACAAAUUACUGUGAAGCUGCCAUUAUUAUGAAUAUGGUAGAACUACUACUUAAGGCGGGGUAUGCGCCCGAACACAUUGGUGUAAUUGCACCUUAUCGAGCACAAGUUGAGUAUCUGCGUAAACUAGUUUCACAAUUUGAUGGUCUCCACAGAGAUCAGCCCCAUACAAAUUUUGCCGCUGUAGAGGUUAACACAGUUGAUCAAUAUCAAGGACGAGAUAAGGAUAUUAUACUUUUAUCGGGUACAAAAACUGGCGCUGUGGAAGAAAAUGAAUGUGCGCGCGAUGGUGAAAUUCUAGAGGACAAAAGACGGCUUACGGUUGCUAUAACACGUGCCAAACGCAAACUAAUAUUAGUGGGCGACGCUGCUUGCUUGGAUAAAUACACUCCUUUCCACACACUUCUCGGACACAUACCAAGUUACUGUAAAUUGGAGUUGGAAGAUGGCAAACUAGGCUUCGAAUGGCAGCCACUUUUAAAUGUCCUAGCUAAUAUUAAGGAUUAGCUUAUUUUGCUUGAAUUUAUUAAACAAUUGUACGUAAUUUAACUCCCGACUUAUUUUUAAUUCUCUUCACAUUGUAAUUCAAAAUAAAUUAUUUCAAAUAUGAGAUUACUGAAAAUGUCAACA